Messenger RNA from Alternaria atra, 636 nucleotides. RefSeq lists its product as uncharacterized. The transcript has a single exon. The record is from RefSeq and is a predicted model, not a curated record. The coding region runs from base 1 to 636 and encodes 211 amino acids. Lineage: Eukaryota; Fungi; Ascomycota; Dothideomycetes; Pleosporales; Pleosporaceae.
AUGAAAGAAGAACAAUUACGGUAUCACAUCUACCGUAAAACAUCCGCAGCAAAGUAUGGAGUGGGAGACAUCAUCAAUGGCCCUGUGUUCGCCAUGAAGAUGGACUCACUGGGGGGCAUCAUCCUCUCUCCACUAGGAGACGUAUCCGGUAAACCUCGAUACGGAAUUGUCAUCGAAAAGCAUUCCGACUACAUGGUGGUGAUCGUCUUAGAAAGCAAUGGCGGGUCAGGACCGUUAUACAAAUCAUCGGAGCACCUGGACGGAUGCCUUGGGCUGGCUAAGUACAGGGAACGAUUCCUGUGUAAGAGCCGGGAUAAGAAAAAAGGGUUAGUGGUUGUGGAACCUGGACUAGGUGUCCUGGAACUGCCUGAGGGCUUCCGUUAUAAACCCAUCCAUGGUGUUAAUACAAGACCGCCGAACACCGUGACUGUUUGUUUCGAUACACGCGUCUCAUGCAUCGAUACACUACCACUACGUCUCAUCAACAAGAUCAUUGCCUUGCGCAUGGAGGCGACCAUGAUCACGUCUAUCCCGAGACUUCCAGUAGCGCAGAUUGAGCCGAUCCUCAACAGAGCAAAGCGCAUGCUAGACCAGAUGAAGGAGCAGCUUGUCAGAAAGCGGGAGAACGAAGACUAA